Rhizophagus irregularis DAOM 181602=DAOM 197198 is the source of this 501-nucleotide messenger RNA. RefSeq lists its product as uncharacterized. Lineage: Eukaryota; Fungi; Glomeromycota; Glomeromycetes; Glomerales; Glomeraceae. The record is from RefSeq and is a predicted model, not a curated record.
GUGGAUGAUAAUGACGAUAAUAAUAAUAAUAAUAAUAAUAAUAAUAAUAAUAAUGAAAAUCCUUUAACUAAUGUAACUGAUGUGGGAAAUGUGGCUGAUGUUUCUUCUGAUUGGUCUCGCUUAACAGAAUUUGAUAGUCCAGUUUAUGAUGAACUACCAACAGAUUUACCAACAGAUUUAUAUUUUCCUUUAUCUUCUUUACCUUUUACAUCUCCCGUAUCUUUUGCGUCUCCCGUGCCUUCUGUAUCUCCCAUACUUUCUGCAUCUCCCGUAUCUCCUUUAUCUCCUGUAUUUCCUAGUUAUUCAUAUUAUGAUGUAAAUGAAAAUAGUUGGUGCAAUAAUUUAGAAUCUUAUAUUGAAUUAUAUGAUUUAAUCGAUUUGCAUGGUGAUAUCUGAAAUUCCAUAUUUGGUUAAAAAAACGUUAGCGAAAAUAUUUUCGUGAUUUUCAUUUUUUCGAAUUUUUUAGGCUUAGGCUCAUAUUUUAUUUAUCGGAUUUGUAAU